UUUAUAUAAUGCGUGAAAAGAAGGCAUUUCAUGAUAACUUAAAAUCAGAAGAGUUCCCAUUCAUCAAUAAAGGCGAUAAAAGGGAGAAAACCAUAAAAUAGCAGUUGCAAAUUUUUGUUUGCACAGUAUAUAGCAGCCAAAGCUAAAAGAUGGAGACUUUGGUGCGUGAGAGAGAGAGAGAGAGAGAGAGGAAACACGUGCUCGUCUAAACAACGCACUUGGCCUCGAAGGAUUGUUCACAAAUGUAAGAGCUAGGGAGUUCGAUCGAGAUCAAUUAAUGCCCCCGAAUUUCGUUCUCAAAAGCACUUCUUUCCCAGCCCCUUCAAGAAAGGUGCCUUCUGAAGGAAGAGUGAAUAAACCCAGAAUUUGGAAUUCACGGAGCAAAAGUUGGAGAGAUGAAAGAAAACAAAGUUCGAAAGAAUCAGAUGCACAAAAAUAGCUUCAGAAAAUUAUACACAUGGUUAACGUAUCAAUAAGAGAACAAGAAAAGCUUAUUGAGGUUGGUACAUAUAAUGCGUUUAGAGCAUAAAAUGGACUGAGCAGUGAGCACAAUCGGAACUCGUGGGUUUUUCUGUUGCGACUUCAAAACGCUCCCUCUUGAUAAUAGGAGCUUCCCGCUCCCAACAAGUUGAGAGUUGCUUGCUCGAUUGCUCGCUCGCUCGCUUUUAAGCUCAGUUGACAAAAGCAGAGGUUCGGUUCUCCAAUGCUCCAGUCCCCUUUGCACCAAUUUAGACCAGUUUUAAGAGGGAUGAAGGACACUUGCUAAAAAAUUAGAUCCAAAGGUAAACAGAUUGCAAGGGUCGGAGAGAAUUUGGAGUUCCCAAGACGGAUAAACAUAGUGAAUGAAUUUGGAGUACCCAAGACCCAGAAGGAAAACGGGGUUUUGCUCAGGCUGCAUCCUUUUACAAAAUGUACAAUUCCUCGUAUUUGGCCUAUAUUUCCCCGUAUAUCUCCUAAAAAUGAAAAUACAGCGUACAAACAAAAAAAUAGUAAGGGAAUGAGAGCUCUUCAUCCGGCCCCUAAUUCCUAUUCCAAGACCACACCGACUCCCAAACUCUCAAAUCCAUGACUGAGUGUCGCACGAAAUUGAAGUAUUGAACAGCAGCGGGAGUACCAUCUUGCAGAGGUCGACAAGGCGGGAGAGCGCUUUGCGGAGAUCGGUGGCAACCAAAGAGACUACGAUCUCUCCAAGACCUCGGCAUGUGGGAAACGGAGGCAGUGACCUCGGCGUUCCAGAAGCGGUGACGAAGGCCUGGCCUGGCCUGGGAAGAGAGACAAGGAAGAAGAGGCGUGGGAGGAAGGAGAGACAAAAUAAACUAAGAAUUUUAGAGAUGAAUGACGUGUCAGAAUAUUGACCUUUGGAUUUUAAAUUUGUACAUGUUUCUACCCUGUAAAAACCGGAGCAAGGGGACACUGGAAAGCCAAAACCCCAAAAAAACAGGCCUCAUCCACUAACACUCUUAAACCCGUGGCUAACACUACCUCGAACACAAACUCGAACACCCAGUAUUCGGAACUUCUCAACUGGAACUGGGACCUGUUUUGAAGCUCUUUUCUAUGGCGGCAUCUCUGUCUUUCACUCGGUUUCUUUUAUUCCCCAGGUGCCAUUCGAAUUGGCCGUGUUAUCCUUCACUUAACUUUAUGCAGCUUCAGGAUAUUAGAUUACACAGUAAAUCGGGCAUUGCAGCUGCUUCCAGGAAGAAAGCUGCUGAUAGUUUUGGCGAAGAACCGGCUGAUGAAAAUGGGGCUGUUGUAAAGAAGAAGACAACUAGGAAACGAGCUGGUAGGCCAGCUAGAAAGAAAUCUGUGUCUGAUAUUACGGAGGAGAAGCCUGAAUUGGUGGUAGCUAGUGAUGCCACGAGUGAUGAAAGCAUCAUUUCUGCACUAAGUGAUGAUUCCAAGAAAACACGGCGAAGAACUCGAAAGAAAGCUGUGUCUGCUUCUACUAGCUUGGAGGAAGAGAAAACUGAGAAGAAGGUGAGGAGGAGGACCAAGAAGAAAGAUGAUAGAGAUGUGGAAGAUCCGGGCAGUGAAGCAGAAGUUACUGAUCAUGAGGACAUUGAGGAGUCUCCAUUUAUUGCAAAUAUGGAGGUUGAGAUUGAGGAGGACCUGGAGUUGGGAAUGAUGGAGGGAGAGGAUAUUAGCUACACAUAUGGUUGGCCCCCUCUUGUUUGUUGCUUCGGAGCUGCACAGCAUGCUUUUGUGCCCUCAGGAAGGCCUGCCAACAGACUUAUAGACUACGAAAUCCAUGAAUCAAUGAAGGAUACACUAUGGGCACCUGAAAAAUAUAUUAGGGCUCCUGGGGGAUCUGCAGGCAGUGUUGCAAUUGCUCUUGCAAGCUUGGGUGGUAAGGUCGCUUUCAUGGGAAAGCUGGGAGAUGAUGACUAUGGUAAGGCCAUGCUAUAUUAUAUGAAUGUGAACAAUGUUCAAACCCGUUCAGUUCGCAUUGAUAGUAAAAGAGCGACAGCGAUAUCACAGAUGAAGAUUGGCAAGAGGGGUAACUUGAGAAUGAUUUGUGCCAAACCCUGUGCAGAGGAUUCCUUAUCAAAGUCUGAGAUCAAUAUUGAUGUCCUAAAUGAGGCAAAGAUGUUCUACUUCAGCACGCAUUCCCUGCUUGAUCGAAAUAUGAGAUCGACUACACUGCAGGCUAUCAAGAUCUCAAAGAAACUGGGAGGAGUCCUUUUCUAUGAUGUGAACCUUCCGUUGCCACUAUGGAAAUCUGUCGAAGAGACCAAGAUGUUUAUUCAACAGGUGUGGAAUCUAGCAGAUAUUAUUGAGGUUACUAAGCAAGAGCUUGAGUUCCUAUGUGGGAUCAAGCCAUCGGAGGAAUUUGACACUAAAAAUAAUGCGAGCUCAAAAUUUGUCCAUUAUAAUCCGGAAGUGGUUACACCUCUUUGGCAUGAAAAUCUUAAGGUUUUGUUUGUCACAAAUGGGACUUCUAAGGUACAUUAUUACACUAAGGAACACAAUGGCGCUGUUAGUGGGAUGGAGGAUGUCCCGAUUACCCCUUUCACUUGCGAUAUGUCAGCAUCAGGGGAUGGCAUUGUUGCAGCUCUCAUGAGAAUGUUGACGGUUCAGCCUGAUCUAAUAACUGACAAAGGAUACAUAGAGCACACAAUCAAGUAUGCAAUUGAAUGUGGGGUCAUAGACCAAUGGCUGCUGGGGCAAGUGCGCGGCUUCCCACCUAAAGAAGAUAUGGAAGAAGAAGUGGUCCCUGAUCCAAAUGGCAUUAGGUCGAUAACGGAAAUGGAAUACCGAACGCUAAUGCCUGUAAGUUGAUUAAGGUGAUUGCACUGAUUAAUAUAAUUCACUGUUGCACGGCAUAGAUGGAUGAAGAAAAAAAUUCUUCCCCUAUAAGGGGCUCUGCUUGAUUAUUUCCUUCCUAAACUGGUGGGGGGAUUCUGGACGUUGCUGAUAACACCAAUUUUGUAUUGUACGGAUCUCAUUUAUGAUCAAAGCCGGAAAGUUGGAAUUCACAGGUCGGUCCCUUUAGUGGCAAAGAUCCUGUGUCUGAGUCCCGACUCCCCCCCAUCCCCUGUUCUUGCAUUAUGCACCUUUGAGAGAACCAUAUCUUUCUGGGUCAACGGUAAACCAAAAGAUGCUUUCUUUUGUUUUUGA
This is a messenger RNA of Juglans regia (Persian walnut), 3618 nucleotides long. Its product is annotated as fructokinase-like 2, chloroplastic. Lineage: Eukaryota; Viridiplantae; Streptophyta; Magnoliopsida; Fagales; Juglandaceae. The record is from RefSeq and is a predicted model, not a curated record. Gene Ontology annotation, cellular component: chloroplast nucleoid. Gene Ontology annotation, biological process: plastid transcription; etioplast organization; chloroplast organization. The transcript is spliced from 5 exons. The coding region runs from base 1558 to 3279 and encodes 573 amino acids.